Molecule: messenger RNA, 384 nt
Organism: Anthostomella pinea
Lineage: Eukaryota; Fungi; Ascomycota; Sordariomycetes; Xylariales; Xylariaceae
Source: the annotation of a GenBank genome assembly
AUGUACAUCCCAUCAGCCCAGAGCGUCCUGACCGCCGGCCUGGCCUUCACCGGUACCCUGACGAAACCGUCAACCGUAGCCGAGGGCAGUGUAAUGGACUACGCCGUCGAGACCUGCAGAGACAACGACGGCAACACGCGCUGCACGAAGCCCUUCCUCGUGACGCGAUCGACCUGCUACAACAUCGAGUGGAGCACCGAGGGCGUCGUCACCCACACCACGGCCGAGGUCCGGGAUGCCGGCUCGGAUGAGCUGGUCUUCUACCGGGAUACCAAUGGCGAGUGGACGGCCGAGAAAGGCGAGCUUGUCUAUCUCGACUUCAAGCCCAAGGUCCCUGCCACCGGCAACCAGACUGUCGACUACAAGGUUAAGACGUGCGAGUAA